Messenger RNA from Danaus plexippus (monarch butterfly), 524 nucleotides. RefSeq names its product cytochrome b-c1 complex subunit 7 (gene Uccr). Bases 129 to 455 code for a protein of 108 amino acids. Lineage: Eukaryota; Metazoa; Arthropoda; Insecta; Lepidoptera; Nymphalidae. The record is from RefSeq and is a predicted model, not a curated record. The transcript is spliced from 3 exons. Gene Ontology annotation, biological process: mitochondrial electron transport, ubiquinol to cytochrome c.
UUGAUUUUAUAAGAUUUUCCCUGCUGUCAAUGUCAAACUUAAGUUCGAUGUCGUAGAAUCAGAAUUCUCGCACGAUAUUUUAAAGGAGUUCGUUCGAUCUUUACAAGACUUGUGAUACUACAAGAAUUAUGGCGUUGAGAACGACUGCUGUUUUGCGUAGCAGUUUGUCCAAAUGGGCAUACAACCUUUCUGGAUUUAACAAAUAUGGCCUUCUCCGAGACGACUGCCUCUAUGAAAAUGAGGAUGUGAAAGAAGCUUUACGCCGUCUCCCAGACCAUGUUGUGGAUGAACGUAACUUCCGUUUGGUCCGUGCUACUCAGCUGUCCUUGCAGAAAAUAGUCUUGCCCAAAGAAGAAUGGACAAAGUAUGAAGAAGACAAGCUCUACCUUACCCCCAUUGUGGAUCAAGUUAUUAAAGAGAGGAAAGAACGUGAAAAAUGGGAAAAGGAAUUUUAAUCCCUCGGCAACAACAUGUGCUACAUCAUAUUAUGUUAAUUUAAAUAAAGUUAGUGUUUAAUAAAUAAA